AUGGAGAAGACCACAGUGACGAGAACCUUCAGUAUUGGAGCCAUCAGCAACCGAGUCCAGGCUGUUUCUUCUGAGGACUUCUCCACCACCCGCAGACACAGCAGUGCUGGGCUCAGGGCACUGCUCUGGGCUAACAACAGUAAGCUCUUUGGAUGCUCUCUCAACUCAGACUCCCAGAGCAGCCUGGAGAACACCUUUCCAAACAUCCUGACCCCUGGCAGCAUUCCUCAGUUCACCAUACCCAAUCUGUCAGUGACCAGCAGCCUCAGAUCUUUGGACGCUUCCACCACAGGAGAUGAGGAGGAGGAGAGUGAGGGUCGUGGGAGCUCUGAACAGGACUCAGCAUCUGCAGCCAACUCCAGCAAUUCCUUGUCUGGCCCGAGAUUGUGUGUGCGUAAGGCUGAGCGCAGUGUGUCUGACCCCCUGAACCAGAGGAGGGUUUUACAGCAGAGGGAUGUCUCAUCUUCUCACACAGGGGACCACCAGUGCCUUGAUCCGGCCAGCAGGGCAGCCUUCUCCCUGCCACACCUACCCAAGAUCACCACUCCUUAUGGCUUCAUCACCCUGAGCCAGAGCCCGCACAUGGCCAAUGAAGAGGCUCUGUUGCGGUGUAAGGACGUUGACACCAUGUGCAGGUAUCGCAAAGCUCCUCUGAGAAGGACGUCCCAGCAGGCCGUGUGCAGCCAGAGACUCUCCUCUACAGACACACCAGCAAACACUCGGUGCACCACCCCUGCUUCCUGCCAGGUCACUGCGGCUCCCACAGAUGGCAAGUUCAAAAGCCGCUUCCGUGAGAUUAUAAGAAAACAUUUUACCACCCGCAACCGAUAG
Knipowitschia caucasica is the source of this 831-nucleotide messenger RNA. The record is from the annotation of a GenBank genome assembly. Lineage: Eukaryota; Metazoa; Chordata; Actinopteri; Gobiiformes; Gobiidae.